AUUUUGAACCCAAGGAGGGCUUUCUCUGGGUGGCAAUUCCUCAGUUGCCGCUGACCCGAAUCCUAAAGGUCUCCCCUCCCCGCAGGAGGACCACAAGCCCCGAAGUCUCUCCAGCGGUCACCUGAAACACCUGGCCUCCAAGGUGGAUCUCCAGCGCCUUUGGGGCACUUACCUGCAGCCCAUGCUGGUGGAGAGGUACCCUGGCAGUCCCGGGAAUCGGAGAGUCCGGCAGUUCAUCACAGAAAGGCUGAGGAUGCUGGAGGCUUCAUGGCACGUAGAACUGGACACUUUUGAGGACAGCACGCCCCACGGCACCGUCAACUUUGCCAAUGUGGUGGCAACGCUGGAUCCCGCAGCGCCCAGGUGCCUGACGCUGGCCUGCCACUACGAUUCGAAAUACUUCCCCCGUGACGAGCACGGCCGAGCAUUCCUGGGGGCCACAGAUUCGGCUGUGCCUUGUUCGAUCCUGCUGGAGCUGGCGACGGCGCUGGACAAGGAGCUCCUGAAAACCAAAGAACAGGGUGCUCCCAUGACCCUCCAGCUUCUGUUUUUUGAUGGCGAGGAAGCCUUCAGAGAAUGGAGCAAAACAGACUCUCUCUACGGAGCCCGUCAUCUGGCUGAACGCAUGGCAAAGGCCCCUCACCGCCCGGGCUCAACCCAGCUCCAAGCUAUUUCCCUCUUUGUUCUCCUGGACCUGCUGGGAGCCCGGGAGCCCACCAUCCGGAACCAUUUUGUGGCAACCGCUGGUUGGUUUGAAAGGCUUGUCAGCAUCGAAAAGCGACUACAUCGGCUAGGGCUUCUGGAGUCUCACCCCAAAGAGGAGAUGUAUUUCCACCGGGAUCCCGUCUUCGGCCCCAUUGAGGAUGAUCAUGUGCCCUUCCUCCGGAAAGGCGUCCCCGUGCUUCACCUCAUUGCCACCCCUUUCCCUGAUGUCUGGCACACCAUGGAAGACACAGAAGCAAAUUUGCAUCCGCCCACCAUUCGGAAUUUAAGCAAGAUCCUCGCCACUUUCUUGGCGGAAUACCUGAGGCUCUAGGUGGAAGGGACCCAGAUGACUUGAGACACCUUCGGAUGAGACACGGAAAGGUCACGGAGGGGGAAAAAAAAGAGAUUUGUUACAUGAGCAAAGCAAGUUCCUGUUGGAGACUCGGAAAUGUCAUUCAAGGGGAGUGAGAGAGAGGGAGUAGACCUUGUGUGGUGUGUGAGAAGGACACACUUGACUUGGGUGUAGGGAGCCAUGCGUUUUGUAGGAAGAGGUGCCACUACCAACCAAGGAGGCCACAGCGGGCAGGCGGGAUGGUGAGGUGGCCAUCUAAGCAGACAUGAAACACAGAUGUUGGCAGCCCGGCUCUGGAAGUCCAAAUGGCGGCAGGAAGGAGAAGAUUGCUGAGGAACGUCCUUCAGUCCCAAAGGAAUUUUCUUGGCCUAUCAGUUGUUCCUGAAAGUUUGGAGGAGGGUCGGGUCUUUCUCCUACUCCCCGUGGGAGUGUCUGUUUCGGACUAGGUGGGACCAGUCUGGUUGGCAAUGUUUUCUUGCAGCCCUUCCGUCCUUGAUAGUCCUGUGAGGCGCACACUGUUUAGGGGUGGUUUUUUGGGGAUUUUUUUGGACUACAAAUCCCACAAUCCUCCAUUCUGGGAGUUCUACCUGGCACACAGACACCUAAAUGUGGCUCGCCUGGGAAAAAAAGGCCUGGCCUGGAAGGCUUCGAGGCCUAACUAGGCCUAGCUCCAACCCGCCUUCCUGUUCCUGUCCUGCUGCUAGCUGGGAGCUUUCUUUCUGAACAGGAAGCUAGGCCUAGCUAGGCCUUCCCGUUCAGGCUCAUAGAAAUAAGCAUGGUCAUACAGCGGUGCUUCGCUUAACGACGUUAAUUCGUUCCAGUGAAAUCGCUGUAGAGUGAAAACGUCGUAAAGCGAAAAUAAA
Messenger RNA from Pogona vitticeps (central bearded dragon), 1920 nucleotides. NCBI's taxonomy places the organism in Eukaryota, Metazoa, Chordata, Lepidosauria, Squamata, Agamidae. The record is from RefSeq and is a predicted model, not a curated record.